Molecule: messenger RNA, 4147 nt
Organism: Diabrotica balteata
Lineage: Eukaryota; Metazoa; Arthropoda; Insecta; Coleoptera; Chrysomelidae
Source: the annotation of a GenBank genome assembly
GCGAAGCGACGCGUCAAAGAGUGCAGUGGUGCGACGCCGAUUCGUGGUGUACACACAGAGACAAGAAGCAGGUCAAAAAGUCCGCGUGUUCGCUCAAGCCAGCUGCUGACAAACGUUAACUAAGCCAUGCAGAGGCCUUUGUUGACAUCGGUGCUUCUCAUAUUUCUGGCUUCACAAAGUCGUUUUGUUGACACGGCUCCGGCAGAACUAUCCGAAGAUCUGACAAAAGAUGAAGAAACUCUAUCGCCCCUGGACGAAAAUGUAAAGGAACUUGAAAGUUUGAAGCAAUCAUUUGGUAAGCUGGGAAAGACCCUGGAUUUGAUUAAAUCCCAGUCGACGGAAUUCACGGACCUGAAUGGACAAAAACAAUCGCAUUCAGAAACGAAGGAGGAAAUUUUGCAAAAUGGUCAGACGGUAGCAAAAGUCCGCCAGAACGUCGAGACUACUUACGAAAAAGAUAAGCCGAAGACGAAAAUUAAAACAGAAUUGGAUGUUCCGUCUGAGGGAAUUCAUAAAAGUGUGUCACAGUCGCUUCCAGAUGAGGAGCAGAGGAAAAUUGAAACACGCCGUUCUAACACUAAUUUGAAUCUGUUAACCGACGAAACUUCAUGGAAUGAUAAGGGUGAGACAACCGCUGGCGUCCGAUAUUCGCCGAUGGAUGUGGCGAAAUACAUUUUUUGGACAGGGGAUGAAAAGGGAGUCACUUCAUCCAUCGAAGAAUUUUUGAGAGAAGAAAUUAUGUCUGGUGAGGAAGCUCUCGCGUUUCUACAGGAAGUAAAAUAUGAUCUGGAUAAACUAAAGAAUCACUAUAUACAGAUGGGUUUAAACUCUUUACAAAAUACAAAGAUUACGGAUGACUCACCGCUUCAAUUGGGAAUCAAUGCCAAAGUUGGAGUCUACGACAAGCCUGAAUUAAGGAGUAAUUUCAACAUCAAGCAACUUCGCAAGGAGAUGGACACUUCUCAGAGAGAGAUAAGGAGUAAUGCUGAUACCACCAGAUCAGAAAAAACAUCAGAAGAAGAUUAUGACGAACUCCUAGAACGACUAAGGGUUGCUGAUUUUCUGUACACUGAGUAUUCAUUGGAAGAAGUUAUCUACCAGCUUGCUAAAGUUAUGUUUACACAAAGCUUGACAAGAGGAAGCGCUGAAGCUCAACAAGCUCUGCAGAAAUUCACCAGUUUCCUAGAAGCAGAAGCCGAGCAGGGACACAUAUCACGAGCUUUAGAAAAGAAAGUACUUGAUGUUCUUAUAGCAUCACUAUCAGACACCCUCAAUGAGCAUCCAGAACUCCUUGCGGCGGCCCGAGAAAGCAUGAGCCCAACAGCGACAGCGAUCCAAGGACAUAACUUCAUCAGAAAAGUAUUGGAGUCAAAUCUAGACGACACCAGUCUGCGAGAUCUAUAUGAAUUCAAGGAAAAAGCCAAGAACAAAUUGAUCGAACAGAAGAAAAGCAACAAGUUGCCCAAUUACUUGCAAUUUGAUUUUUCGAAGUAUAAAAUGACAUAAAAUAAAUAUUUAUAUCAGUAAAGUAUUUGUAACAUACAUUAAUACGUAAUGAUACAUUUGUGUUACAGUAUUGUUCCUUUUUAUUAUGUUUCAGAUUGAGAAUAAUCUAGAAACUUUGAAUUAGUUAUGUUAGUUUUUCCACAGUUAAACCGUUGGUAAGUAUAUAAUGGCUCAAAAAAUUGUAUUUUCUAGAUUGUUCUUAAAUAUAUAUACUUAAGACAGAAUUAUUUAUACAUUACAUAACUCUUUAUUUUAAUGGCAAAAAUGAUGUUUGACAAGAUUUUGAGUUGAAGCAAUUAUACAUAACCAUAAAACUAAGGCACAAAAAUAUAUUGGAUAUAGUAAAAAGGGUACACUUUGUCUAUCAGCUGUUUAUUCAAUUAUUUCCCUCCUUUGAAUUUAAAUUUGAGUCUACUGAUAAAAAACAUUAAACAAGCUGAUAAAAUCUUUUUUAAAUUGAACUUGCAUUUGUUUAACAUUUCUGCCACUUCGCAAUAUUAGGCACAUAAAUUUUCGUUCAAACUAUUUAUGAUUCAGUAGAGAUAAGAAAAAUCAAUAUAUCUUCUACGUAUCAAAUCAUAAGGUAAUCACUAACUCUUUAUUCAAAAUUUUCCGUACAUAUCUAGACACAUACCUGUUUCAACUCCUUCCAGUUACCUCUGGUCUGGACCUCUAUAAUCUAGUUUACUAAAGCUCCUUUUCGGAUUUCAUCAUGCCAUCGUAUUAAAGAAGAUCCAGGUAUUUUUUGAUUUGUUAUUCUGUCUUGCACGAUUAUCCCUGGCAUUGCUCUUUUCAUUGAGAGUUGUUGAGUUUAUCAACAGUUUUCUGUGUCUGCUCUAUAUAUCACAACUGGAAGUACUCAUUAUGUAAGUACGCUGAUGUUUCAUUUUUAUUGUUUGCAAUAAGUAUGUGAAUACGUAUAUUAUUGUGUUGAUAAUUUAUUUCUUGGGUUUUCCGGAAUAUUUCGUUUUGGAAGUAUUCAUUUUAGGUCCAUCUCUUCUGAUUAUUCUCAUAGUUGUAGCAUAUCUUUCAAUUCAAACAGAUUUUUAAAGCGAAACUUGCAUGCUGGUAUUGUAUUACUUUUUCCAUAUAGUAAAAUUCUGAGACAAGUGUCACAAGAGUAUCGUCACGAAAUAGUUGGAAAAAUCCAUUUACGCGACGAGGGAGUCUGUUAUACAACAUGUAACCUUUUCAAUUUUAUUAAAAUCUACAACAAAGAAAUUAAGUAACUGCUGUUUUAUGUAGAUACUGUAGAUAAAAUUACUUUAUUCAAUUUUAAAAAUAUUAUUUAAAUAUUAAAAUUACAGAAAACAUAGCAUGAAGCUUCGCACUAGGCUAUAGUUCCGCUCACUGUACCACUUUUUAUUUUGACAGAUUUCAGAGAAGUAGUAACGAAUAAUAAUUCUGUCUUAAUGCCAUUUAGGAUUAUUUUAAACUAUAUAUGUUUAUAUUUAUUUACAUAGCUAUAAAAUUAGUUGCAUAAGAUAUCUUAAUACUUGUUUUGUAGUACCAUUUUUAUAUUCCCUCCAAAUGAAAAUAGAGGAAUAGUUACUACCUAUAUUGAGACACACUUAACACGAAACCCAAAUAUUAAUGGUUCAAUAUGAUUGUAAUAUUGGAGAAGUACCUAUUUAGAACCAAUUUCUAGUUUAUGCAUACAAAAUAAAUCUUAUUUUUACGCAAAUAGCUGAAAAAUCUUAUAUACUAAAACGCUAAGCCCUUUUCUUGUCCACCACUUGACUCAAAAACCAUAUUAGAUAAUUAAAAUAUUUUUUCGGAAUAUUAUUAGUAUUACGUAUGAGAUUGUCAAGAUAUACUUUUGGUACAAAUAUUCACUUCCGGUUUUGAGAUGACCGGAAGUUAAAAUUUACUUUAAGUUUUAGACCCCACAAUGUAUAUAUGGAUCGAAAGGUCUCGUCGAGACGAAUCUAAAUAUGUACUUCCGGUUGCGAUCCGACACCAGAAGUGAUCCGAAACGCGCAUAAAACGUCAAGAUAGAGCAAAUCUGACACCGGAUUCGCAUCGAUCAGCAUGCAAAAUUAACUGCUAAAUGAUAUCCAUGUCGACAUUUGAUGAAUUAAAAAUUGCAUUCCGGUUUUGAGGUCGACUUCCGGUUUCGUUUUUAUUAAAAAGUAAAAAAUAAAUGUUUACAUAACUCCCGGUGCCAAGCAAAAGUUUUCAGAAAAUGGAGCCAUUGUAACAAAAAAAAUUGUUUUCGACGAAAUAUUUCGUGAUAUUUAAUACACUUUUUACUUGCAUUAUUAUUGAUGAAUGUUAUGUAUAUUCUUGAUUAUAUUGUUUGUAUUGAUCUCUCAAUUUUUUUCGCAAAAUAAAAAUUUCAUUUAAAAAACUCGAUGUCGAGUUGGUCCGCUAGUAUAUUUUAACAGCUUUUAAAGUUUCAGCAUCUUUAAACUAUUGGACCAGUUGUACAAUUCCUGUCAGGAUACGACUGCUACGAGAGCCAUUCCUAAAAUAAGGUUCCCAUUAAUUUUAAAAAUAGAUAGCUUUAUUUUUAUUAUUUUUUUAGGGUUAUACGUCAUUUUAAAACUUAAAACUUAUGCUAUUAUUCAACAUAAUCCCGUUUCUAUCCAAAUAAUUUUGCAGGCGAUGGUCCUACUUUUUUAUCACCAUGUUAUGUAAU